AUGGAAGUGACUGGUUCUGGUUCUGAUGUUUCGCUUAAAUCCUCAAGUAGAGAUGAUAUCAUUGGCGGGUUCACUGUGGUACGCGACAAACUUAGGUACAGAAAACAGAGGAUCAAGGAAAUUCUUCCAUUUUGGAUGUCAUCCCCCGUUAAGUGUUCAGAUGAACUCGCGAACGGGAUUCCGCUAAGAAAGUUUGAAAGGAUUAGCGAGAAGCUACGCACUAAUCUGGCGCAAAUGGGGAUAAAGCGACUGUUUCCAGCGUUGUCAUUCCUAGUAUUCUGGAUUCUUACGAGGAUCGGAGUCGCCUUUAUUGUUGUCAACCCCGUGAUAUUUGCAUAUCAGCCCCCACUGGAAGCGGCAAAACUUUGGCAUAUCUAUUGCCCAUCCUUCAGGCAAGCAGAUUUAUUUUCAUUCUUAAGCAAAGUUAUUAGGGCUGUUAUCGUUCUUCCAGUUCGAGACUUGGCUAAGCAAGUGGCUGAGACGAUUCAUCGCCUUGCAUAUGACACCUCGCUCCGUGUCGUUCUUCUCACUGGUGAAGAUAGUUUCACAGUUGAGCAGGAUAAAUUGCUUAUUAAAAACGCUGGGAAUCUUAUUUUGCCCGACAUCGUCGUUUGUACUCCUGGGCGCCUUGUGGACCAUAUUUACAAUACCCCGAAUUUUUGCCUUGAGCAUAUUCGAUUUCUAGUCAUCGAUGAAGCCGAUCGUGUUAUCGUCGAGGAAAAGCAGGACUGGUACAACAUUUUUGAAAGGGCGGUUUAUGGUAUUUCAAAUUUGUCUGAAUCAAAAGGUCGACUUAAACGGUCGUUUCCUCUCCCAACUAUCGAGUCACAAUGCUCGGUGACUCUCUUCACAUUGCAAAAAAUAUUGCUUUCGGCAACGCUGACCCAUGAUCCAGAACCGCUGAAACGAUUUCGCUUGAAUUUCCCUCGUUUAUUUUUGGCGUCGGGCAGACCAGCAGAGUCUAACGUAAAAGAACUACUGCAAGGAAGUUACACAAAAGGGCAGUGUGCCAAUAUUGGAUGUGAAACCCAUGAUAAGCCAGAAGAAAAGAACCACUGCCUAAGCAGCGUUCGGGAACAAACUGGCGAUGGUAGCACUGGUGGUGUUGGUGUGUUUUCAACGCCAAGUGGAUUAAAAGAAUUCUUUGUUGAAUUAGUUGAGAGACAAAAGCCCCUAUUUUUGGCUCAUCUCAUAAAAAGGCUGGGACACGAAAGAAUUCUUUGUUUUACCAACUCUCGAGAAGCAACCAAAAGACUCGCAGUUUUAAUGUCUCACGUUGAAGGUGUUAAGGCCGGGGCAUUAAAUGCCGGCAUGCCAUUAAAAAAAAGAGUGCGUUUACUUUCUUCUUUUGCUAGUGGUGAAUUUCAGGUAUUAUGUCGCUUUCAGCUCUUGGUAUGUACAGAUGCGGUUGCUCGAGGCAUAGACAUUGAAAAUGUUUCCUGUGUGGUAUCUUAUGAAGCUCCACAAUCAGUCAAGACAUACGUCCAUCGAGUCGGCCGUACAGCCAGAGCGGGUAAAACUGGUCAGGCAUUUACACUGCUUCUUCGGAAUCAGAUACGGUACUUCAAAUCUAGUCUCAAAUCCGUUGGCAAACGCGCCAGGAAUUUCCCCAUUCAUAGUAGCAAAUUGAGGGCCUACGAAGCAUCCUACAAGGGUGCACUGUCCCACCUUGAAAAGGAAUUUCGUAUGCUUUUGGUAUUGCUACGGAAGUUGACGAUGAAAGCCAUACAAGGCAGCAAGAAUCGCAGAGAGAGUAGGAGAGGAGAUGGUAAAGGCCCAAGAGAAAUGCAAUUCAGAAAGCUAGAAAACUUGGUGCCUCCUUGGAUGCGUAAACUGAUGAGAGUGCAGGUCAUUUUCGCGAUCUUUCUUGUUCUCACACUAGCGGAUGAUCCAGGUAAAAGUCUGUUCACUUACUUUUGUAAAGCACUCCAGAGAAAUAUUGUCUGCGAUUUGGAGCAGAGGGCUUUGCAUUUGAGGCUACGUUGUUCCCUUACGCCAACAACUUCUGGAGCUUGGGACCAAUGUUCAGUUAAUGUUGAUCUUGCUCGAGGUAUUUACGCCAAUCCAUACGAACUGGCGGACAAAUUGCCUGAAGUGAAAUUUACGAUUGCAAGAAAGGCUACACGUGAAGCAGGUCGACUGUCCAGGUUCUUCUUCUCCAAAAAGAGUGUCGAGUCGGAGAGCAGGCAGGAGAUUUCCCUAAACGCCUCGGAGGUAGAUAUCGAGGCACCAAGCUGGAAGUCAGAGCCCACACGAUGGAAGUUUGCUCUUGAUUCACAGCGGCAGAUCUGGGGCUCCAAUGCAGCUAUUGAACUCAGUAUCCCCUUGCACCUGCGCUAUAACCUCCCAUCACGCUCUGGUAAGCCAGGAGGUGGAAUAGUCUCGCGUACACUAAUUGACUGCUCCGGAAAAGUGGCAGGAAGCUACAGUGGGCAACACAAGGCCACCUCGCCCUCGGGCUGCUCUUCAGACCUCUUAUUGGUGAUGCCACUUACUCUCAUUUUACUGGUCAUUGGAAUUAUUAUCCUUCUUCUUCACUAG
This is a messenger RNA of Echinococcus granulosus, 2541 nucleotides long. Its product is annotated as ATP-dependent RNA helicase DDX51. Lineage: Eukaryota; Metazoa; Platyhelminthes; Cestoda; Cyclophyllidea; Taeniidae. The transcript has 14 exons. Gene Ontology annotation, biological process: GPI anchor biosynthetic process. Gene Ontology annotation, cellular component: nucleus; endoplasmic reticulum membrane. The record is from RefSeq and is a predicted model, not a curated record. Bases 1 to 2541 code for a protein of 846 amino acids. Gene Ontology annotation, molecular function: nucleic acid binding; ATP binding.